AUGGGUUACUUCAACGUGUCUCGAUGGUUCUCCUCCAAACAACGAAAUGAGGACAGGGACCGAGAACAAGGCCCCAGUCUACCAUGGCCAGCGACCCACAGUCCAGUUCCAUCCUACUCGUCCACUCCCCGGACGCCCAACACGCACAAGACCAUCAGCCCACCCAUCCCGCGACCAACAGCGACCUCCCUCACCGGCUUCGACAACCCCUAUCUCUCAGCAACUCCGCCCGGCAGCGUCAAUGAGCUGUCACACUACCGCAACCAACACCACAACUCGAGUCUAACCCGGCUCGCUUCGACUUCGCAUUCGAAUGUCAUCGACGUGUACGGUGCGAACCUGUCGAAGCCGCAGCUGUUGGCCCCUGACGAUCCGACAGAGAGGGAUGUGCUAUCAUCACUUCCUGCGGUUAUCAGGAUCGAAACUGGGUCGAACGUGACGAGGAACCCUCAAAUAACCUCGAGCACUGCCCAGCCUAUUCGAAGGACGGUCUCGUCGCCUCCGAUGUCGCCUGCGUACCACCCCUCUCCGACCGAGUCGUCGUCGUCGGCGGAGAUUACGCCCACUGCGUUUGCGGUGCCCAGUGUGCCGAGUCAUGGCGGCAGGUGGAAUUUGAAGCUGCAGACGGACGCUGUGGGCGGUGCGAAUGCGAGCACGCAGUCGUUGCCGAACCAGGCCGGUCCGAGUGUGAACACGGAUGUGUAUGGGUAUGCGUAUAGCUAUCCAUUGGCGAAGCAGUUGUCGCCCAUCCAGGAGCAGGAUUAUCUUUCUCCUGAUUCGUUGCAGAGGACGCAGAGCUUGCCGGUGUCGACUGGGACUGCGAGUCGGACGGCGUCGGAUAAGGACUUGGGGUUUAGCGCGUCGGCUAGUCCUGGGGGGUCGCAGACGUCUGAGCUUACUCGUCCAUCCCCGAGCUAUUCCUCGCCUUUCCUUACUCGACAACUCAAUCGCACGGCUUCACAAGGGUCGUCCCGCACUCAUGUUUCCUCUACGUCGACCACGCUACCAAGGCAUUCAACCAAGUCAGCAGACACCCCCGUCAUCCCUCCUCUCGAUCUUCGACCACCAUUCCCUGGGCCUCAUCCUACAAUAGGACCCGGCCCCCACCCCAGACAACCAAGGAUGCCCGUCAUCAGCAACGGCACCAUCGACGAGGAAUACGAGUAUGCAGCGACGAUCACCGAGUCCCUCCAUGCUGAGAGUUUCGUAACAGCGACCAGCAACGACCGGCACAAAUACGUACCUUCCGUUCGCGAGAUCGAGGUUGUGGACCACGAGGCUCUAAUCGUUAACACGGCUCGAGGCGAAGGGACGAGUAUCCGGUCGCACGAAUCUCGCAAACAGUCUGCCGGGACCGACUCGUACGUGACCCCCCGCUGGGAUCGCGACGUCCCACUAGGCACCGGCGUGCGCACCAUCCGCGCCAAAAAGCAGUACCUCGACGCCACACCUGCCUUCUGGACGUUCUGGCUCGGCUUCCUCUGCCCCGUCUUCUGGCUCAUCGGCGGGUGGCAUUUCACGCACUUUGGGGAACAGCCCCCGCGUCUGACGUUCUGGGAGUUUUAUUUCAACGCGGGGUAUUGGAAGGAGAUGUGUUGUGGGAAGAGGAAUAAGAAGCGGGAGAUGGAUGAUCAAGCGAGGAGGGAGGGGAAGGGGAAGGUCAAGGUGGAGCCCCCACCGUUGCCGAGGUGGGUGGCGGAGAAGCAGGCCAGUGAGGAUGGGAGGGCGAGAUUGAAUGAUCCCAAGCGGUCUUUGAAGGGGAUUUCGUUUGGGUAUCCAUUCAUUCCCCGACCUGUUCCCGUGAAGGAGGAGGAUAUGACGGUUUGGAAUAGGGUGUGGACGAGGGUGUUGGAGGUGUUGGACAAACCGAAUAGGAUUUUUGAUCAGUUGUAUGGAGUCAAGUUGAGGGAGGUCCGCGGGAGGCCAGAGUCGAGGAGGAGGUGCUUUGAUCCGUGGAUUCAAAGGUGUCGGUAUGCCCUUUGUUAUGCCAUGUUCUUCCUUGCGAUUGGACUAUGCGUUGCCUCUGCUUAUUUGAUUGUGUACAAUACUCGUCAACUCCGUUAG
This is a messenger RNA of Coprinopsis cinerea okayama7#130, 2064 nucleotides long. RefSeq lists its product as hypothetical. The coding region runs from base 1 to 2064 and encodes 687 amino acids. Lineage: Eukaryota; Fungi; Basidiomycota; Agaricomycetes; Agaricales; Psathyrellaceae. The record is from RefSeq and is a predicted model, not a curated record. The transcript is spliced from 2 exons.